Molecule: messenger RNA, 2087 nt
Organism: Owenia fusiformis
Lineage: Eukaryota; Metazoa; Annelida; Polychaeta; Sabellida; Oweniidae
Source: the annotation of a GenBank genome assembly
GCAGCGCCCAUGGAAAAAAUUCGAGUAAAACUAUUAUUCAAAAAUGUACAGUUUUCAAAGGGCAAAGGUCCAAGAAUCGUUUGGUAUUUGGCCGACCAAGAGAAAGGAAAAACAAUGGAUGAUUUUCAGCAAGAAGUUAUUCGUAGAUUCGGUCUGAAAUCUUCCAAUACUGUGAAUUGCUUUUUGGACAAUGUUUUCAUUCCAAAAAAUGAAAGCAUGUGUAUUCUCAGGGAUAAUGAUUUGGUUGUGUGUGAAGGUGUGUCAGAGAAUGGCAUCACUGAAAGUUGCCCUCUCAUGGAUGAAAGUCAAUCAGCUCAUGACAAGGACAUAUCUGAUUCCACGUUAUUACAGAACUCAUCCUUCCAGAAUGAGACCAGCCUUGCUGUAGCCAAUGAAAAUGAUGAUAAGCAACCUCAAAAACAAAAGAAAAAAUCAAAGAAGAGAAAACACAAGGAAAGUUUUUCUGAAAAUAUAUCAAAAUCUGAUACACCAAUCAACGAUGUUCAAAAUAAUGAAAAAAUUGAACCUGCGACUAAUGAAACCAAAAGGUCAGAGAAAAAGUCCAAGAAAAGUAAACACAGAAAAACCAAUGAUGAUGAUAACGUUGAAGGGGUUAGUCAUAAAAACAUUCCCAAGAAUGAUUCAGUGAUCGAGAAUUUUACUGAGUCUGUUGAUCAUAUUAAGGAAACUAAAGAAAGCAUCAUUGAUACUGGUGAAAGCCAAAAUGAACCAGAAUCAAAUCAAAGUGAUACAGAAAUGGUUGACUCUUUAUCUAUUGAGCAGACAAAGAAAAAAAGGAAGCGUGUCAGAAAACGAAAAAGAAAAUCUAUGGCUGAUAAUGACACUGCAAUGAUUCAAAUUUAUUCUGUUCCAGAAACGUUAACAAAUAAUGCCUACAACAGGCAACCAUAUAAUAUGUAUAAAAACAAUAAUAAAACUGUCUAUAACCAUACUCGUUUCAAUGAAUCUGACGACAAUGAAACAAAUGGACCAGAAAGUAUAGAAAAAAUGUCAAAGAAUGUUGAUAGUGACAAACAUAUUGAAAGUGCAGACUCUCAUCCUGUUACAAAUGAAAAGAAUGACAAUGGCUAUAAGGAAGUACAGCCUGCUACAAGCGAAGCCUUGAUGAGAGCCAAACUUAUGGCCAUUGCUUCAAUGCCAAUUGAAGUCCCACAAGAAUGCCUUCCAAUUCAUUCCCAACCCCCAAAACCAUAUAAAGCACAAAAUUCAUAUAAGCCCUCCAACAAUGAACAACCAGAAAAUAGUGGCAGGAACACUCCAAACCAAAGUAACUCUUGGAAAAAUGGAACUGAAAAUGAACAUAUUGAUUCUGGUGGUAACUUUAUGGAUGCCUUUGAACAGAUGCAACAACGAGGAGUGACAGUGUUUUCUAGACAGAACAGAAGAAAGAGGAGCCAAGGAAACAAUCAUUUUAGGAUUUUGAGCAAGGAAGAACAACUGAAUACAAUAUCUACCAAUGUAUCCAUGGUCUUACAGAAUCCAAUAGAUGGAGCAGUUGUCUCUGUUGAGAGUGCACUAGAUCCUGAAGCUAAAGAUACCACUGAAAGUGACUGUGCUACAGUUGAGAAAGAAGCCCCAGUUGCUGAGCCGUGCCCUGCAGUAGACUACACUAAAUAUCCCAUCCUCAGUUCACCACCUAGAGAUGGCGACACAAUAGCUUAUAAGGUGAUGGAACUGUCAGAGACUUGUGAGCCAGGUAUAUCAGACUAUAAGGUGGGAAAGGUGCUACAUGUUGAUCCUUUGAAAUUGUUGGUCUCCAUUCAACUUAACCAGGCAGAGAGAAAAAUUGAGAGGAGAUUUGAUAUGACAGUGGAAUAUGAAAAUGUAAUUUUGACAGAUAUGUGUACAUUGGCAGUCUAUGAUUGAGCCCAGACUUAUAAAGGACUAACAAUACAGACAGGAUCAGUUAAUCACAAAACACGAAGAGGAUUUUUUGACAUUUUUAAGUUCAAGUACAUAGCCUACCAUAAACUUUUACAGGUGAAAAUAUGUCAUUGCAUUAUCCCUAUGUUCUGCACUAAAAGGUCAUUGCCAAUGGCGUUGCGUCAUAUACGCAUAAAACGCCA